Molecule: messenger RNA, 1196 nt
Organism: Desarmillaria tabescens
Lineage: Eukaryota; Fungi; Basidiomycota; Agaricomycetes; Agaricales; Physalacriaceae
Exons: 9
Coding region: 222-1196 (324 amino acids)
Source: RefSeq, a predicted model, not a curated record
CACCACCGGAUGACAGUGCACAUCUGCCAUCAUCAAUUGGACCUGUGAGGACACGACGUCGAGGUUCAAAAGAAGGAGACUUGGUUGUUACAAGGGCAAAACCUCUCUGUACGGUCCAGCAGCUGAAGGAAGAAUGCAAAUCUCGGGGGUUAAAGUGUACAGAUUUGAAAAAGGAGUUGAUAGACCGGCUUGCGCAACAUGGCUUUGCUUUGCUGAGUAACAUGCCCCAGUCAUCACAGCAAGUCUCUGGCCCAUCGGCACCUACUAUUUCACUCUGCACAACGUUCACAUCCCCACAAGUCCCUGCAUUUCAAGAGGUCGAUGAUGAUUCUGAUCUGAUCCAGGCUGCCAGAUCUCUCAAUUCAGACCAGGUGGUUAAGGAUGCGGCAGAGCUGAUGGAGUCUUUUGAAGAAGGGUUCAGUCUUGGGCAUGGCCACGGAGAUGAGUGCGAUGAAGAUGAAGCCGGUGAUGUAGAGAUAGGCGAGGCUGAGACUAGUGAGGAAUGUAGUGACAAUGUAGCAAGAGCAAGAGCAACCAGUAGCAUUGGCACCACGAGUUUUCAGCCCUCAGCAGCAGCCCAAGCCACAGGAUGGGCUGAUGAGUACAUUCUGCAGACACGACGGAAAAGUGGGCAGGUUACUGAGCAGGCAGUCAUUGCUCAGUGGAAGCAAUGGAUCCCCCAAGCCAUCCAUGAUGGACUUGUACACAAUGAUAUUCAGGGAGCACCAAAACAGACUAACAAAAGACUCUCAGCAUCUUCCCUCAAGAAGAUCAUGACAAUGCUUGGUCGAGUUCAUGGUCGACAGGAGGAUGACAACCCUGACUUGAAGCAUAGUCGUCCGGCUGCAAAUUCUCGAACUGUUGAAUUCUACAAGGCCAUAAUGAUCCAGGCACAACGACACCAUCUUCAGACCGAAGAUUUUGACAUCGCAAAGAACACGAUUCUAGACCAGGAGCUUCAGCCAGACCAGUUCAGUGAGAUUACAGCUGCGAUUUUUAGCCAGAAUCAAGUCCCAACCAUUAUCAAGUCGCAUUUUGCAUGGACUUGGCAAGCAACAACCCUCAACCGUGGAGACGAGGUGAUCAACCUGCCCAUGUCAUGUCUGCAGCCCUACCAUGUCAACAUCCCAGACUUCCGAUUCUCAAACGGACAGGUAUCUGAAAACGGCGCCCUCUUACAGCUUCGUUUUACCUAA